UUUAUCAAUUGUCACUGCAUUGAUGCAGUCAUAAUUAGUUCGACAAUCAACAUUUAUUUAAAGGAAUGUUGAAGUUUGAAAUAGUGUCUUCUCGGACAGUGGAGGGCGUCGACAAAGAGAAAAAAUAUGUAGCGUAUAUGUUACAAGUUAGACAGGAUGCUACCGAGUCACGAGUUUUCGAUCCAGACCCAGCAAAUGUAGAGAGAAGAUACACCCAUUUUCUUGAUUUGUACAAUGGCUUGAAGAAAGAGUAUCCAGCUUUAUUACAUACCAUUUCAUUUCCGCGGAAGAUAGUUGUUGGUAACUUCGCCCCAAAUUUAAUAUCAACUAGAUGUGCUGCAUUUGAGUCAUUACUACAUUUAAUAGCAAAUGAGUCACGUCUGAGGAAUGCCCCCGCAGCUAUUGCAUUCUUUCAAGAUAUAGAAUUGAAAGAAGCAAGGAAACUAAUUGAGGAUGGGAAAUUUGACCAAGCCUUGUCUUUAUUAGAAACAAGCUUUAAAUUACUAAAUAAGGUAUACACAGAUAGAUCACGAGUAGUCUUAAGUGUUCUAUGCAGAAUAGUUGCAUGUGCAGGAUCCAGUGGUGGAGCUUUGGCAGGCCCUGUGGAAAAAUGGGCUCAAUUAGCACUUAGACGAUACGAAGCAGUUAGUGACUCGGACUUACUACUCAUUUAUAUACCACUAUUGCACACAUGCAUUUCUAUAUGGGAAACCCUGGGUCGUGAUAAAUCAAGGUUGGUUGAAGAGUUGAACUCACUUCGUAAAAAUGGAAUGAAAGUUGAUUCUGUGCCAAGCCUUAUGGAAGCUGUUGACAGUUUGGAUGCAACUAAUUAAUAUUGUUUUAAGAGAUACUUUGAAUGCUUUAACAAAUUCUUGAAAUGGUCUUUUAAAUAGCCACUAAGAAUAUGAUAAUAUUUAAUAUUAUUUAAGCAUAUUACUUUUGAGUUAAGUAUAUUUAUGCAGACUAGUAUUUUGUAAAUUUAAAUUAUCCUUAGUUUAAGUAUAAAAAUCUGCUAAUAUUUUUAUAGUUGUUUUUAGUUGACCUUUAUUUCAAUUAAUUUGUACCUGCAUUUUUAUUUUUUGCUUUAUUUAUGAACUUAAACAUUUAAAAACAAUGUUUUUACCUGAAAUGACCAUGAUUGAUCUGCAAUCGAUCUUAUUUCUUUUUUUAUUAACUAAGAUAAAAUUGUAUUGUAAACCAUUUAAUGAUUACAUUAUUAGUCAAUGUUACACUUUAUUAAGUAUAUCAUUCUAUAGUUUUUAAUUACUAUUUUAUGAUAAAAUUAAACACGCUAUAUUGCAUAUCGCAAAGCUGUACUUUGGGAUGACUUUUGUUAAAAAAGAUAAUUUGUAAAUUCAGUCUAGUUUAUUCAAAGCUUAUCUAUUUCAUAUUAAAUUUGUAUAAACUGCUGCUUUCUUGACAUUACUAUUAAAAUUAUUAAACAUUUGCUAACACUGAGUAUAAUGACAUUGAGAGUGUUUACUGGCAUAUUUCAAAGAGCAAUUGUCACAAGUAUUAUUUAUUUUUAUAUUAUUAGCUUUAUCUGUGUUCAAAAUCAUGUUAUUGUACAUUGAAAACAGGUAUAAAUUUUUAAAGCUCGUAAUCAAUUUGAUAAGAUAUAAACAGUAUUCAGUUUUUUAAUCAUAAUAGAAGCUAUCAUAGUGUUUUGUGCAAGACUCCAGUAUGUUGAUUUUUACUUGACAACUCAAUUUCUAUAAUCUGUCAUAACUAUUAUUUUUUAAAAUUAAUUUUAUAUCCCGGCAUUUACACGUAUAAAUAUUUGUCAUGUAAAAUUCGUAUUUUCUAGUAAUGUCACAUUUUGUGUCUUUCGAUAUGCAAUAUUGUUUUAUAUAGACAUUAACUUAAGUAGACAGCUUAAAAGUCGUUAAAAACGGCUGCUUGUUGACUUGUCAUUAUUAAUUCAAAUUAAUGUAAACGGAUAACAGAUGGCGCUAUUGUCACUUAACCUUUCUUUAAAUUCCAUCACUAAUUACUCAGAUGUUUGAAAUGUAGCCUAGUUCAUUCGAAGUAGAGAUAAACAAGCCUUAGUUUUUAUUAUUCCAUUCGAUUUGCUAAUAGCUCUGCUAUAAUAUAGCACUACAUUUAUUAUUACAAACAGUUCUUGAUUCAUGAUAUAUCUUUAUUUUAGAUUAUUCCACAUAACUACUUAUAUUCACUGUGUUAUAAAACGCAUUCAUUAAUCCGUUUUUUUUUUCGGAAUCUGUAAUGAAUACCAUAGAUUAUUAUUUAAGAAAACAAGACCAAUAGUAGAUGACAGCACAUCAAUUCAUUGACAAAGUUGUUUGUCUGGUGGUAGGACUUUGUACUGGUGGUAGGGCUUUGUGCAAGCUCGCCUGGGUAGGUACCACCCACUCAUCAGAUAUUCUACCGCAAAACAGCAAUACUUGAUAUUGUUGUGUUCCGGUUUGAAGGGUGAGUGAGCCAGUGUAAUUACAGGCACAAGGGACAUAAAAUCUUAGUUCCCAAGGUUGGUGGCGCAUUGGCUAUAAGCGAUGGUUGACAUUUCUUACAAUGCCAAUGUCUAAGGGCGUUUGGUGACCACUUACCAUCAGGUGGCCCAUAUGCUCGUCCUCCUUCCUAUUCUAUAAAAAAAAAAGUUUACCUCUGCUGCGAUUGGAUUGCUUUUUGUAGUUGUUUUUAUGCAUUGGCUACUAUUUCACGGCGAUUCGCAUUUCUUUAUCCUAUUUUAAAAUUUAAGUGACAUAUUUUACAUUUGAAAAGGCAAAAAAUAUGUCACGCAAUAUUAACUAAACAGCUAGAUGAAAUAAUUCGCCUAAUAAAUAAAAUGUGCCUAACUUAGUAUUAAAUUGAAUUGGAGCAUAAUUAUUAAAUUGUGAUAUUUGCUGGUCUCGUAUUGUAUAUAAAAUUUUACAAAACGUUUGAUAUCCGUUCGUAGAAGGAUGUUUAGUGAAAUGUGAUUAUAUUAACAUUGAAAAGUUUAAAUAAGUGCUUUCAAUAAACAGUAAUAUUAGUUCUAAACAACUUAAUUAUAUGAUUAUAUAUAAUAUCUCGUCUUAUUAUCAAAAUAUAAUGUUAUAUGCAAUUAUCGGAUAUUAUAUAUUUUUUGCUGGUUCGUUUAAAAAAAACUUUUCGAAUACGUCAAUUAGGCUUCUAUUAGUGAGAAUAUUAUAUCGUUAUAACCACAGAUAAAAGGAUGGACUGCUUUCUAUAGAUCUGUCAAGUAAAUCAUCGGAAAAAUAUUGGAGGCAAAGCAAUAGUGCGGACUGGUUGGCCGCGCAUUCACUUUGUCUCCCAGAAAACUGCAUAUUUUUUAAGAGUAUUGGCCAGUUCAGUCUUUAUACCCGUUGUAAUACGUCAUGUUCGAUGAUAUCGGAAAAAUAAUAAAUGUAAAGUUAGUUAUAAAGAUGUUUACAAUAUAUUGUCUAGUCUAGUUAUCAUUAUGUAUUUAAACUUAGUGAUUUUCUUAAUAAGUAUUUAAUUUAACGUAUCAGAAGGGAGUUGAAAAAUCUGUUAAAAAACCGACAACGCCAGGUCCUUAAUAGGAGAUGAUUUAAUUUGGAGCGGGACAUAUUUAAAUUGUGAGAUAAAUUCGUAAUUUGGAUUGAAUUAUUACAAAAUAUUACAUCAAUUGAUAAUAUUAUCUAUAUGUUAUUGUAAUAUGCGAAAGUUAUUUAUAUAAAUGAAAGUUUCUUCAACAUUUGCAUGAAGUUUUCUAACACAUCGCUAUCAUUUUAUAACGACUACUGCCACUAGCGGCAGUAGUCGUAUCGGAUAAAUGUUUAAAAACAAUAUAAAAGAUGCAUUACAACGCAUAAUAAUACAAUAUUUAAAGAAACCAAAAUGAGCCUUUUUUGCUUUAAAACCACAGUGUAAGAUAGAACGCUACAUAUAAUUGCUUUUUGUAUUUGCAUUACUUUUGUCUAUGCGUUUCAAUAUAUACUACGGUAAAACUUACGGUGUAAUGUAUAAACGUCGUUUAGCAUUCCAAUUUCAAAUUAAUAAGUCAUUAUCGUAGAUACGUCAUUGUUUUUUUUUUGUGGUGGUGAAGCGGUAUUCCUAUUGCUUAAUAAUAUUAGAUUAGUGAAAAAAAAUCAAGUAUAUUAUUUAGGUCUUUUAACAACAUGUUAAUUUAAUACUUAUACUCGAUAGCUUUAUCAUUAUAAUCUUAAUAAUAAUAAUUAAAUGUAUUCGUAAGUAAAAUUAUUUAAUUUAGAAAUCGGUUAUUGUUUUCUAUGAUAUUAUCUUAUUAAUUAAGGUGACUGAUAUUUUGUACAUUUGUAGCCAUAAUAAAUACAAUAUAU
Nymphalis io (European peacock) is the source of this 4283-nucleotide messenger RNA. It is a transcript of the gene Snx21, whose product is annotated as sorting nexin-20. The coding region runs from base 66 to 833 and encodes 255 amino acids. The record is from RefSeq and is a predicted model, not a curated record. The transcript has 5 exons. Gene Ontology annotation, cellular component: early endosome membrane. Gene Ontology annotation, biological process: protein transport. Gene Ontology annotation, molecular function: phosphatidylinositol phosphate binding. NCBI's taxonomy places the organism in Eukaryota, Metazoa, Arthropoda, Insecta, Lepidoptera, Nymphalidae.